GACUGUGGAAGCCGAGUGGACUAUGGCGGAACCUGCUAGGAGACGGUGUCCGAAGUCCCGCGGUGGUGGGGGUGGCCGAGGGGCUCGGAGGGCCCGGGCUGCCCAUAGCAGGGGUUCUCGCGCCCAGCAGUCUCCAUCCCGGUUCAUUCGAGACACAAUGCUUGUGGACUUGGUCAGUGACAGCGAUGAGGAGAUCCUGGAGGUCGCCGCCGCGCGGAGUGAUGCGGACCCGGUAGAGGUCCAGCCCCAGGUUGAGGUCCCGCCCGCGGGGCCGCUUGUGCCCGCCGCACCCCAGCUGGGCAGCGACAGUGACAGCGAAGGGGCGGACGGGGGGCCUGCCGAAGCCCGGCGCACCCUGGUCAGGCGGCGGCGGCGGCUGCUGGGUCCGGACGAGGCGCCGGUGGUUCCAGUGUACUCCGGGAAGGUACAAAGCAGCCUCAACCUCAUCCCAGAUAACGCAUCCCUCUUGAAACUUUACCCUUCAGAGUCUGAAGAUGAGACAGAUGUGAUAAAUUCUAGCAGUCUUCCCUCUGACGACCCCCCAUUUCGAGGUUCUCCCUGGAAGAAGAAGCUGAGGAAUAGGGCCGAGAAAGAAGAGAAGAAAAAGGAAGAGUUUCUGGAAUCCACAGCCCAUGAAGAGAAAUGUGUGGCUGGAGUCUCUUUUGCAUCCAUCUUGUACCUUUCUUUCUAUAGUGAUGAGGACAUCUUUCCUUUGCCUCAAACAUCAUCAAGAAACAAAAGCAAAAAGCAUACUGAGGCACUCCAGAAGUUAAGGGAGGUCAACAAGCGCCUCCAAGAUCUCCGAUCCUGCCUGAGCCCCAAGCCGGACCAGGGUUCAGCCAUCCAGAACAUGGAUGAUGAGGUGGUCCUGGUGGAGGGACCUGUCUUGCCACAGAGCCCUCGGGUCCUUCCGCUCAAGAUCCGGUGCCGAGCUGACUUGGUCAGAUUGCCUGUCAGAAUGUCAGAGCCUCUUCAGAAUGUGGUGGACCACAUGGCUAGUCACCUUGGGGUGUCUCCAAGCAGGAUUCUUUUGCUCUUUGGAGAGACAGAACUGUCUCCUACUGCCACCCCCAGGACCCUAAAGCUUGGAGUGGCUGACAUCAUCGACUGUGUGGUGCUAACAAGUUCUUCCGAGGCCACAGAGACACCCCAGAAGCUCCGGCUCCGGGUACAGGGAAAGGAGAAACACCAGAUGAUGGAGAUCUCACUGUCUCCAGACUCUCCUCUUAGAAUCCUCAUGUCGCACUAUGAGGAGGCCUUGGGAUUCUCCGGACACAAGCUCUCCUUCUUCUUUGAUGGGACAAAGCUUUCGGGCAAGGAGCUGCCGGUUGAUUUGGGCAUGGAAUCUGGAGAUCUCAUUGAGGUCUGGGGCUGAAGCCUCUCCUACCUGUUUGGAUGCCCAGCUAAGACUUGGGGAGAAUAUCUCACAUUUUUUCCCCCCAUAAGGGCUAAUAGAGGCAGAAAUUAGAAUUUGUUUAUUUAUUUUUUUCUGGUGCUUGGGACUGAACCCAGGAUCUUGCACAUGCUAAGAACUUAUUAAUUGGAGGCAAAACCAAGGAGUGACCUUUGGCCCUGUCUCUUGUUGCCCCUAAUCCCAAGCCGUUAACUAACUGAUAAUUGUAUGCUGGUUGCUGCUGCCCUGGGUGGCCUGUGGCUACACGUACAUGUUGUGCUGUGUGUUGGAGCCCCUGGGACACACAGAAGGGCUCUGCACCCCGACCAUUUCACCUCCAUUAUUGCCCUUUGCUUCAUCAAAUGUCUGCUUUGUGAAACUUUGCUCAUUCAGGGUGAGUUGAACUAAAUAAGGCUUGCAUAUGGGUGCCCAGGCCUGGGAUUUAUGCCACAUUGAGGAUCAGCAGUGGCUUUUAAUUCUCACGUGGGGUCUAGGAAUGCAGAUUGCUUGAGGUACAUGCACUGGUGGGGAAUCCUUGGUGUCAGGAAAAUAAACUAGCAAGGGCACAUAUGCUGAAGUUUAAGCAUAAACAGAAGUGGGCUAACCCGAAGGAUCACGAUAGUGGUGUCAUUAGUCCUGGGCAUCCCCUCCUUCCAGGACUCUUUGGCACACACUUCUUGGUAACUACUCUGAUUCAUACUUUCUGGUAUGCACAUUUUAAUUACAACCAACUGCACACAACUACUGCAUUUUGGAUGUUGGGUACACAGUCCCAAGCAAGGAUUCUCUAGUUUUAUGGCUUUUCCCCCUUCAUGUUAUCCCCUCCUGUUAGCACCCCAUUUAAUAUAUCUUUGAACAUGAAUGUCCUUAUAAGAUACAACAUGUUAUGAAUACAUGUGCUUUACUGUACAUUCAUGGCAUUGUGCAAUAGACAUUCUGUUUUUACUCGGUAAGAGUGCAGAUCUGGCCUUGCUGACUCCUGGACCUGUUGCUCUGAUCUGCUGUGGGCUACUCCACAGAGGCAUCAGAUGAAUUUUACUCACAUGUUGCCUUAAGUGGGGGAUACCUGGUUACUUCUAACUCCUUGGUACCAUAUACUAGGCCAGAGCAAAUACGCUUUUCUGUGUCAGUCUGGAUAGUUCUCUGGCAUACUUAACCAGGAUAGGAUUGUGGGUUAUAUAGAUUAAUUUUCUGAUUUUCUAGAUCUUCUGACUUUCGUGGAGUGUCUUUUUCUUUAUCCUUACCAGCAUUUGGUGUUGUCUUUCUGAUUCUGCUGAGUGUGUGUGUGUGUGUGUGUGUUUUAAAACAAGUGCCACAUGUUUUAAUGUUCAUUUAUCUGAUCACUCUUAAUUUUGAGGACUCUUUCUUAUACCUAUCCAUAUUUCUGUACCUAUUUGUAUUUUCAUAUACCUAUUCCCAUUUCUGGUUUUUCCUUCUGUGAAAUGCUCAUUUUCUUAUGUGGUUUCGUGUUUUUUUGGUGUGUGUUUCUUUAUUUUAAGGAGUUGCUUGUGUAUUCCCAAGUAAUUGCAAAUAACUCUCAAAAUAGCACUUUUAUAUCUAGGGGGAUUUUUCACCGAACAAGACAUUUUAAAUUUAAUUUUAAUUUUUAAUGUACAUAGUUGGCUUUUGUUACAAAGUUUGUUGCUUUUUUUUUUCUAAGGAAAAGUGAGAAAGAACUUCCAAGAGUAGUAAAGGCUACAAGGGGGUACUUGCUUUUGGGUUUCUUAAAGCUAGUUAAGAUAGUCUCAUUUUUGGCUGGGCAUGGUGGCACAUGCCACUGAUCUCAGCACUCAGGAGAGAGGAGCAGGUGGAGAGCUCUGUGAGACUGACAUCAGCCUGGUCUGCAUAGUGAGUUCCAGGCCAGCUGGGGCUACAGGGAUACCCUGUCAAAAAAAGGAAAAGAAAGAUAUUUUCAUUCUGUUAGGUCUCUCAUUUUGAGAGCACUCAGCACAUGGGGCUGGAGUCUCUACUGGUUCACCCUGGUGUGGGUAUUGACGGCUCUGAGCUCUCAAACACUGGUUCUCAUUCUUUGUUGCCAGGCCACAUACUGGCUGCUGAAUAUUGUGUAUCACUUAGAAACCAUCUGAAAUGUACCUUUGUAUGGAAGACCAAGAUUAGUUUUUAAUCAUAUAAUGAGCCAGUUUUCUAAGCACUGUCUACUUUUAAAAAGCCAUUAAUCUACUGGUAAGUAAUUUUCACAGAAGUAUGCCAACUCCUUAAAUUUUUUUGUGAGACUAUGUCAUUCCUUUGAUUUUGUUUAGUAAUAUUUAAAUAAAAUCCGUGAUACGGUAUAGCCUUCCAGUUUUUUCAUAUUGUUUAUGUUCAUUAAUGAAUUUGGACACAUUCUUGUUAUACAUUCAAUCUUGACUGAAUAAAAGGAACACAUGUGACUUAGGCAUACUUGA
Molecule: messenger RNA, 3798 nt
Organism: Nannospalax galili (Upper Galilee mountains blind mole rat)
Lineage: Eukaryota; Metazoa; Chordata; Mammalia; Rodentia; Spalacidae
Gene: Nfatc2ip
Product: nuclear factor of activated T cells 2 interacting protein
Exons: 8
Coding region: 23-1375 (450 amino acids)
Biological process (GO): positive regulation of transcription by RNA polymerase II; cytokine production
Molecular function (GO): protein binding
Source: RefSeq, a predicted model, not a curated record